AUGGCUGCCCAGGUCUCAACCGCACUCCUGCAUACACUCAAAACACACAGUGGCGCCAUCAACGCCGUGACCUUCUCGAGUUACCCGGGCACCUAUAUCCUGACCGGUUCCUCCGAUCGCGCCGUCCACCUCUCGCGCGCCGUUCCCAACAAUGCAAACAAGUCUGUACCAGUCGCAGAGACUUCCUCUCCCAUCCAGCGCUAUGAGGCGCACGGCUAUUCGGUGCUGGACAUCGCAGUCGCAUCCGACAAUGCGCGCUUCGCGAGCGUAGGCGGCGACCGCCAGGUCUUCCUGUGGGAUGUCGAACAGGGCAUCACGACUAGGCGAUGGGGCGGACACAACAGUCGCGUCGAAGCCGUUCAAUUCGCGGGCGAAGGUGACUCCGUGGUUAUCUCUGGAAGCGCCGACACGACAAUCAACCUAUGGGAUACCCGCUCCAACGCCUAUAAGCCAAUCCAGACCCUCCCCGAAGCGAGCGACACUGUUUCAACCUUGCAUGUGCACUCACCCACAUACUCGAUUGCCAGCGGUAGCUACGACGGCCACGUGCGAGUCUACGAUGUCCGCAUGGGAAAGACCACAGUGGAUGUUUUGGGGCAUCCGGUGACGAGCGUGCGGUGCUCGGCGGAUGGGAAUGCGCUACUCGUUUCUACGUUGGACGGCUACAUCCGCAUGCUCGAUCGCAUGGACGGAAAACUGCUCAAGGUGUUUGGAGGGCCAGGAGAAAAAGAAAUCCGGCAACCUCCCAUUGCUGGUCUCAGUACGCCUCGACAUACCUACCGAAACACGGCACUGCGGAUUCGAUCUGUUUUUGGUCGAGGGGACGCCGUAGUCUUGAGUGGAAGCGAGGCUGCGCAAGGUGAUGGUGCUGGACUUGGAGCUGCAGCUUUUGCUUGGGAUGUCCUUAGUGGGCAGACGAUUGCGACUGUGCCCAUGGGACCCAAAGUCAAGGCCGUGAGUUGUGUUGCGUGGAACGAGAAAGGGGGCUGCUGGGCGAGUGGAUGUUCCGAUGGUAUGGCCCUUUAUGUCUCUUUUCUGCUGCCAAACGAUGCAAUGCUAACUCGGGAUCCAGGCACCGUCCGGGUUUUUGGUUAG
Penicillium riverlandense is the source of this 1095-nucleotide messenger RNA. RefSeq names its product WD40 repeat domain-containing protein. Gene Ontology annotation, cellular component: catalytic step 2 spliceosome. Bases 1 to 1095 code for a protein of 364 amino acids. Lineage: Eukaryota; Fungi; Ascomycota; Eurotiomycetes; Eurotiales; Aspergillaceae. Gene Ontology annotation, molecular function: protein binding. The record is from RefSeq and is a predicted model, not a curated record. The transcript has 3 exons. Gene Ontology annotation, biological process: mRNA splicing, via spliceosome.